Tachysurus vachellii is the source of this 3337-nucleotide messenger RNA. RefSeq names its product kelch-like family member 14 (gene klhl14). The transcript is spliced from 8 exons. The coding region runs from base 441 to 2258 and encodes 605 amino acids. Gene Ontology annotation, molecular function: protein binding. NCBI's taxonomy places the organism in Eukaryota, Metazoa, Chordata, Actinopteri, Siluriformes, Bagridae. The record is from RefSeq and is a predicted model, not a curated record.
ACUAAUUGCUUUUGUAUCUCGGGUUUCAGGAUGCGCACAUAGCUGGUGUAAAUGUAAAUGCCUGUGUAGGCUACGCGGUGAGUGUGUGUGUGUGUGUGCGCGCGCGUGUGUGUGUGUGUAAGAGAGAGAGAGAGAGCGAGAGAGAGAGAGAAAGUGUGUGUGAGGCAACGUGAUCGGAUAGCAAACCCUGAGUCUUUACAGUCAGCAUGCCUUUCCUUUCCUUUGCUUGCCUUGGCUCAUGGAGCCGAGCGGUGCAGUUUAGAUUUUGCCCUCCAAUACGCAGCGUUUAUGUAAAAUAGGCUUUACCAAACCGGAGGGUAAGAGGGCUUUAGGGUAGCUGUUAGAGGUGACAGAAAGUCCAGGGAUUGCUCUGUUAUUCAAAAGAAGAUAAAUGGCUCCGGCAUUGUUUGCUUGUAGGAGGUGCGAGCGGCUCCCAAGUCAUGUCCAGAUCGGGCGACCGAACGUCUACGUUUGACCCAACACACAGCGACACGCUGCUGCACGGGCUCAACCUGCUGUGGAGGAAGCAGCUCUUCUGCGACGUGACCCUCACAGCUCAGGGACAACAGUUCCACUGCCACAAAGCCGUGCUCGCGUCCUGCUCGCAGUACUUCAGAUCCCUGUUCUCUGCGUCACACGCGCUCAGCAAUGAGCCGCUCGCCGGAAAAGAUCAAAGCAGCGGCGGAACCCCGUCUUCGUCCCCGGAUGAGAAGCUCCUGGCCAGCCCGCGCUCGAUCAGCAACUUGGUGCUGCAGGGCUGCUCGUCCAUCGGGCUGCGCUUGGUGCUCGAAUACCUGUACACGGCCAACGUGACGCUCUCGCUGGACACGGUGGAGGAGGUGCUCUCGGUCAGCAAGAUCCUCAACAUCCCACAGGUCACCAAGCUGAGCGUGCAGUUCCUCAACGACCAGAUCUCCGUCCAGAACUACAAGCAGAUCUGCAAGAUCGCCGCGCUCCAUGGCCUGGACGAGACCAAAAAGCUGGCCAACAAGUAUCUUGUCGAGGAUGUGCUGCUCCUCAACUUCGAGGAGAUGUGUGCCAUGCUGGACGCGCUGCCACCGCCCGUCGAGUCCGAGCUAGCUCUGUUCCAGAUGUCCGUCCUGUGGCUGGAGCACGACCGUGAGACCAGGAUGCACUACGCGCCAGACCUGAUGAAGCGCCUCCGCUUUGCCCUAAUCCCGGCUCCUGAGCUCGUUGAGCGGGUGCAGUCUGUAGACUUCAUGAGAAGUGACCCUGUGUGCCAGAAGCUCCUGCUGGAUGCCAUGAACUACCACCUGAUGCCCUUCAGACAGCACUGCAGACAGACAACAGCCAGCAGAAUCCGUUCCAACAAAAGGAUGCUGCUGCUAGUUGGAGGUCUGCCCCCAGGACCCGACCGCCUCCCCAGUAAUCUAGUGCAGUACUACGACGACGAAAAGAAAACAUGGAAGAUCCUUACAAUAAUGCCUUACAACAGCGCCCAUCACUGUGUAGUAGAAGUGGAGAACUUUCUUCUGCUACUGGGUGGAGAGGACCAGUGGAACCCGAAUGGCAAACACAGCACUAAUUUUGUAAGCCGAUACGACCCGAGAUUCAACAGCUGGAUCCAGCUUCCUCCCAUGCAGGAAAGGAGGGCGAGCUUCUUUGCGUGUUGUCUCGAUAAACACCUUUACGUCAUUGGAGGAAGGAACGAGACCGGCUACCUGUCCAGCGUGGAGGCGUAUAACCUCGAGACUAACGAGUGGAACUAUGUUUCAUCUCUUCCACAACCUCUCGCGGCUCACGCAGGUGCUGUCCACAAUGGAAAGAUCUACAUUUCGGGUGGAGUCCACAAUGGCGAGUACGUGUCCUGGCUGUACUGCUAUGACCCGGUGAUGGACGUGUGGGCCAGGAAACAGGACAUGAACACUAAACGUGCUAUACACGCACUCGCAGUCAUGAACGAUCGCCUUUAUGCUAUUGGUGGAAAUCAUUUAAAAGGAUUCUCUCACCUGGACGUGAUGCUGGUGGAAUGUUAUGACCCUAAAGGAGAUCAGUGGAACAUCCUGCAGACACCCAUCCUGGAGGGCCGCAGCGGUCCCGGCUGUGCUGUGCUGGACGAUAGCAUUUACCUGGUCGGAGGCUACAGCUGGAGCAUGGGAGCCUACAAGUCGUCCACCAUCUGCUACAGCCCCGAGAAAGGAACGUGGACCGAACUUGAAGGCGAAGUAGCAGAACCUUUAGCUGGACCGGCGUGUGCUACCGUGAUACUCCCAGCCUGCCUGCCGUUUAACAAAUGACAGAUAACUGUGUGAAAAUAAGCCCUUAGGAUGGACAGAAAGGCCAUCGCUAAACAAAACGAUGCAGACUGUCUAGACGGACGGAUUGCGUAGGAGGUGUACAAAUUAUUUUUUUACACGUCUGACGAGAGCACUUUCUUUCCUUCUUUCCUUCUUUAAUACUUAAAAAAAGAGAAACACAAUUUGCUUUUAUGUGUGUUGACAUUCAAACCUUCGAUCACCUUUCCCUUCUUUUUUCUGUUCCUUCUCGAUAUCGCACGCAUAACCGAUAUAGCUUCCAUUUGUACUUUGUAUUUUGUGAAGAAGACAAAAAAAAAAAAAAAAGAAGAAGAAGAAGAACAUUAUUCCGAGCUGAUGCAAUGUUGGAAAUUUGAAAUGUGUUUUAUGUCCUGGAACGAUUCAACAAACGAAUCGAAUUGUUUUUUAUUCUAGACGAAACUCAUGAAUCCCGUCGUAAACACUAUAGAAUAGAGAAGUGUUCACCACGCUCCUGCUUGUUAAAUAUCGUAGCCAUACUGUAUACGGUACAGCGGAUGUACAGAGGACGAAGGGGGAACCAAGUAGUCGUAAAUUAAGCUCCUCUAAUAUAACACAGACGAGGACAAACAUGGACGAACAAUCAAAAAAAAAAAUAUAUAUAUAUAUUGUUUACCAAGCCAUGUGCUGUGUCUGCAUGGUCUUAACUAAGAACUUUACGUUACGCUUUUAUUUCUUUUUCCCUUUUUCUGUCAGAUAAUUACCUGUUAAUGUUUAACAGUGCCUAUUUCUAAUCCUAGGUUCAUUCGUUCUCAUAUUUUUUUUUUAGACAACAGAAGAACGCUGUCCAGAAUCGGUUCAGCAAUAAAUUUGACACAUUUGACCUAAACUAAAGAAAUAAAUAGAUAGAGAUUUAAAUUAAGAAAUAAAUAAACUCCAAUGUUUCAAGAUUUGCAGAGCAGCACUGUUAGCGUAGCCGUCGUCCCGAUCGAUCCGGAGAGGUAUCUAUGUUUAUUUUCAUUCCUGUAAAUAGUCUCUUGCGGUGAAACAUUUUUGUGCCAUGGGAUUUAUUAUCAAAUCCUGUUAUGUUAUUAUACAUUUUA